AUGGGAAAAUACAUAAAGAAGCCAAAGAUCGCCGGAGACGUUUCCUUAAACGAUAUAUCUCACUCAACCACUCUCGCUUCCCGCACCAGAGCCGCCGCCAAAAACCUCGCCUUGCAGCGUCUCCGAUCUCACCCCAUUUCGCCGUCCGGCGACGCAGACUCCUUCGGCUACCUUCAGCUCCGGAGCCGCCGUCUCUUGAAGCUUCCAUUACUCGGCGAUACAAGAAAACAGCUCACACAAAGAGAAACGACAAACCCUAGAGCUAAAUCGGAGAAAUCAGAUUCGGAGACGACGGGUUUAGCCAAGGAGACGGAAGAAGAUUGUGGUGACAACGAGAACCAAUCUGGGUUCGAUUGUAAUUUUGUAGAGAAAGGUCUCGAUUUCGAAUCCGGAGACAGAGAUUCGACGCCAUGUGACUUGAGAAGAGACUCAAAUGUUCCUUCGUCUCUUGAGAUUGAAGACUUCUUUGCAUACGCAGAGCAACAACAACAGAGAUUCUUCAUUGAAAAGUACAACUUUGACAUCGUGUCGGAGAAUCCAAUGCCGGGACGUUACGAAUGGGUCAAAGUGAUGCCAUGA
Molecule: messenger RNA, 579 nt
Organism: Thlaspi arvense
Lineage: Eukaryota; Viridiplantae; Streptophyta; Magnoliopsida; Brassicales; Brassicaceae
Source: the annotation of a GenBank genome assembly